This is a messenger RNA of Esox lucius (northern pike), 4692 nucleotides long. RefSeq names its product phosphatidylinositol transfer protein cytoplasmic 1a (gene pitpnc1a). The record is from RefSeq and is a predicted model, not a curated record. Lineage: Eukaryota; Metazoa; Chordata; Actinopteri; Esociformes; Esocidae. The transcript is spliced from 9 exons. Gene Ontology annotation, molecular function: phosphatidylinositol transfer activity; phosphatidylinositol binding. Gene Ontology annotation, cellular component: cytoplasm. Gene Ontology annotation, biological process: phospholipid transport. The coding region runs from base 676 to 1716 and encodes 346 amino acids.
CACUGAUGCGCUUGAUUUCACUCGUCGUUUCCUGCCCGCGUGGUUUGCUGCAUGUUUCCGUGGCUGCAACAGAGUAGCGCGUCGUCGCUCUGAGAAACGAGGCGGAGAGUGACUGUCAAAGAGCUACAGCAUUUGCUUGAAUUUUCUAAUUCUGAGGACAUCACAAUUAAACUAUGUAAGCCUCGGUAUUUGUAGGAAAACAAAAUAAAGUGAGGAAGAGCCUAUUGCUUAUUAGCCUACGCAAGGACGGAUCAGACCCUCGUUUUUAUAGAUAGAAGCUCGCUAGUUUUUUGUUUGUUUUGGUUUGAGAAAGCUGCAGUUAUCAAUUUUUUUUUAUACCGCCCACUUUUAAAAGCGUAUAAUUGAUUUGGUAUUUCAAAUCGAAUGUAUUUCGCUGAGGGUAUAUCGUAGUUAGGUGGCGUUUAAUGCUUUUUUCAACCCUCAUCCUGUCCUGACUAAAAAGGAUAGGCUCGUUUUUAACACUGCUCGUGAGGAAUUCCUACUUCAGAUUCUUUUCGUUCUGUAGAGGCAGGACAACUCGCAGUGGCUAUCUGUUGUCAAGGCAAUCCACAUGCAUUGUCAAGUAAACCAUUUUUAUUAGCUCAAAUUAUAAAAUAUUUUUGUGGUCACAAUAACUUGUUAGGUUACAUUGUAAACAGAAGAGGCUUAUCAAAGAUGUUGCUGAAGGAGUACAGGAUAUGCAUGCCGCUGACUGUUGAGGAGUACAGGAUCGGUCAGCUGUACAUGAUAAGCAAGCACAGCCAUGAGCAGAGCGACCGUGGCGAGGGGGUGGAGGUGGUCCAGAAUGAACCGUUCGAGGACCCCACCCACGGUCAAGGCCAGUUCACAGAGAAACGCGUCUACCUCAACAGUAAGUUGCCUAGCUGGGCUCGAGCUGUGGUGCCUAAAAUCUUCUAUGUGACAGAGAAGGCCUGGAACUACUACCCUUACACCAUUACAGAGUACACUUGUUCCUUCUUGCCAAAGUUCUCCAUUCACAUAGAGACCAAGUAUGAGGACAACAAAGGCAGCAAUGAUGACAUCUUCUCUGACAGUGAAAAUAAAGACCAGGAGAGGGAGGUGUGUUAUGUCGAUAUCGCCUAUGACGAGAUCCCUGAAAGAUACUACAAGGAGUCAGAGGACCUGCGGUACUUCAAGUCAGAGAAGACAUCGCGAGGCAUUCUGCAAGAGGGCUGGAGGGACACACAGGAGCCAAUCAUGUGCUCCUACAAGUUGGUCACUGUCAAGUUUGAGGUGUGGGGCCUGCAGACGCGGGUGGAGCAGUUUGUACACAAGGUUGUGCGAGAUGUGCUGCUCCUGGGCCAUAGACAGGCCUUUGCCUGGGUGGAUGAGUGGAUCGACAUGACGAUGGAUGAGGUGAGAGAGUACGAGCGCACCAUCCAGGAGGCCACCAACGAGAAGAUCGGGAUUUUCCCCCCGUCAAUCUCCAUCAGCGAAAUGCCCCUGUCAUCCUGCGCCCUCUCUGGCCCCGCCAGCGCACCAACCACCCCCCUCUGCACCGACGCGCCCGAGUUCCUCUCCAUCCCUAAGGACCGGACCCGCAAAAAGUCAGCCCCCGAGACCCUGACCCUGCCCGACCCCGCCCAGAACCAGAGUGGAGUACCCCAGGGCUCUGUGCUGGUGCCACUUCCGAACCAAAACCACUCCCCCUGGCCCUCCUCCAACUCUGACCAAGCUGAGUUAGGAGGGGAGUAGGUCCAUUCUUCUCCCCCAUGUGCCCUGCCACCUCACUGUCUUAGUAGCCCAGCAGGACCAGCGUAUACGCCCCCAGUGCCCAGUCUACCAUGCCCCCACCAGCCAUAUCACCAGUGUUCCUCACCUACAUCUCCAGAGGUCAAGGGUCAAUCCUCCCGUUUACAUGUCUUCAGCAUCCUCAACCGGCGUCGGGUCUGUCAGUCUCCAAUGGAUGGUGUUCUGAGAUCUAACCAAUCAGCGAUCUGAUUCACUAUAACAACCGCCCAAACUUGUCCAUCCACAGAACAUGCAUUCACAUGCAAGGGGUUUUGUCGUGUCAUCAUGUGUCCUGUCCUCAGUGUGGCUAAAUGAGGGAGCCCUGAUUUCGUUUUUUAAAUAGGUUAGUAGAUUAUCUUUAAUGUUGGGUCAACUGAUGAUCCCUGUGUCAUUUAAAUGUAGUUGGUGUAGUAUCAUCACAUUAGAGAGACGAAGACAAUAUCAUUUUGUUUACUUGAGUGAAUCUGUAGAAUUCUCUACAAAUGUAGACGUGUAUAGAAUUUUGACUUUAGACUAAAUCAGCUAAGUAAAUUCUAUUCAAGAGUAGAAGUAGAGUAGUACUUAUUGUUCAUUUUAAAAGACUAUAACUACUGAAAGGACUGAUUCCAAUAAAAACUGACCUCAGAUCUGUGUGUCCAUGUCCCCCCACACCACACUCUGUUUGAAACGGUUGCAAGAUCAGUACAAUCACAGAGAGAGAUCUCCUCUCAGGUCUUCUCAGAACUCUGCCUCAGUCCUUAUGAAGGGCAGGGAAUUAACCCUUUCCCUCCCAGCUUAAAACCGCCAUUUUUAUAUCUGCACAGAUACACCUAUACUGUGUCUUUACUCACCCACCUACUUAAUUAACCUUUGGAAAGUUUACACAACAUUGAAUAUAUUGCUGUAGGAGAAUAUGGGCACAUUUUGGUGGUCUACUUGACUCCGGCGAUCAGUUGAAUUAAAUCGGUAUAGCAGCUGAGCAGAUAAGAGAAGGAAUGGAGGAUAUGCUGAGCACAUUGGAGGAACGUCAAUUCCAUGCUUUUAUGGGGCAUUUGCUUCAGCCUUACUCCUUGUGCUUGCUUAUCUUUGCAUUGUGCACAGUGUGUUUUGUAGGAAUGCCAAUACAAUUGUUUGCCGAUUCUUGAACUGAAGCAGAAUUGGUGGGCUUUUUUUAUGUAACAUAUAUUUUUCUUUUGUUCCCUUCGCUAGCCUUACCUUGACCUCAGUGUGUCAUCAGAAACCUUAUUCAGGGGUAGGGGGAGAGGGUUGCGUAGGACAGUAGGUGUCUCUUUGUGGAACGUCCUAAGAGGUUACUAUUUUAUAUACGCUCACAUGGAUUAAAAGGGGGGGGUUCAUAUGCCGCAUGAAAUGCUAAAAGAAUACACAUACAUAUGUAACGUAUAUGUGGAAAUACAUGGCAGGUGACGCAACGUUUGGGGAGGAAGCGAAUGCGAACGUGUCCGGGGCUCUGCAGUUGUGCAUUAUACAGUGAAGCAGAGUUACAACAGAUACUUGAAGCUGAGCAUGUUCCGAGACUGCAACUCCCUACCUAGUGCCUCAGCAUGCAAAUGUCUAUAUCGUGUCGUCUGUAUACCAAAUCCAUAACUUGGUUCAACCAAGAAAAAGGAAUCCCAUUUAAGCCUGCAAAUCAGUUUAAUUCAGUUUCAGUACAGUGACUUAGAGCUUAUUAUGAGCUAACAUCAAGUCAUUAUCGUCAUGAUGUCUAAUAUAAUUUACGUUAUAAGAUUUUGUAGUUACCUGUUGAUCAUUAUUAUGUUACAUUUUGGGCAUUUGCAUGUUGUGAUUUGUCAAAUGUAAUUGGUCAUGAAAUAUCAAUUUUUGUUUUAGGGUUUUGUUGGACCAAAAUGAUACAAGCCAGUAUUGUUUGUCUGAUAUAGAUAUUUCUCAAGUGUCUAACCCCAAAAUGUUUUCUUUAAAACAAGAUGUUCCAUAUCAUUAGAAAAAUCUACUUGUCGUUACUGCUCAAUUUUUGGAGGAUGUUAAAUGAUAUUGAUUGUCUCUUAUUCAGGAAUAUAAAAGAUCCAGGGAUUUGUUUGAUUGCCAUUAGGCAAAUGCCAAUAUCAAAACCCAUGCAAAAUGACAAGUAUAACAUCAAAGUUUGGGGUGAAGGACUAGGUCUUGUAAAUACUCAACUGAUUCAUGUUCGGUUUCAUGCUGUACAUAAGAUGUGUGACUUUGUGUCGGAAAGGAAAGUCAAAAGAUAGUUCUGAAUCUAAAAAUGUGAGAUAGGAUGUCCAAUUUUAGUUCUCUGUCUUGACCUUAUUAGUACAAGACCAUUGUAACAAUAUGCAUUGCAUACACUUUAUUUUGAAUUGGUCAUCUUCCCAUAGCAGUUUGCAUUAUUGACUUUCUGGUUGCUUUUUACGGUCCUACAGCUCCUUGACAUGAUGAACAGUGCAUUAUCUCAAAAAAAUAGAUAUAUAUUUGAAUACUUAUUUUUGUCUUUGGUCAAGGUGACUGUGACUUGCUUCUCUUUUUCCUUUUUUUAUUUUUACAAUCUCUUGACAUGGAGGUUAGUUUUUUGUUCAUUUUCACAACUACUGUAGUUAUUUUGUGGAUUGAUGAAUAUAAAUCGGCAUCUGACCAUAUUUACUUCUAAGAAAAGGACCACGCUUUUUUUUGUGUCCCCCUCAUGCAGUUUGCAGGCUGUCUUGGCGUCUCCCUAGCUCUGGUCCAGCGUAGGUGUUGUCCUGGGGGGCACUGAGCUUUUUGAACAGGAGGGGCGAUAGAACACGAGCACCCUGGACCUUAGCUAUAUUGCCCCCCCCCCUUCUGAAGUGCCAUUCUUAUUCGGCUGCUGGAAGUCGCUCUGGGUUCUUCCACUGAUUUAUAGUAUUUGUUCUGUUUUUCCUGCCCUCCUGAGGUUUAUUUGGUUCUCUGUUGUAAUUAUUGUUUCACAUUUUCUUAAAUCUUGUAGUAAAUAAAGUUUACUUGCUACUA